GCCGCGGGUCUUGGGUGGAAUCGAUCUCCAGGCUUUGUCGUUUGACAAAAUUCAGAGACCAAGAAAGAGAAAAAUUGUGUGGAUCGAAGUCCAUAAUUAACCAAAGAGGAAAGACGAUUUCCUAACUAAUCGUAUAUGGGUUCUGAGAAAAAGACCGGCGUCGAGUUUUGCCCCAGCAUAUGGAAGGAUGGCGUUGCCAUCUACUAAGAUGAGAAAACGCAGGCGCAGCAGGUUGUAGGGAGAAGAUCCGGAAUUCAACUCAGAGCCCUAGGGUCUGCCUUGAAAGAGUUUUCUAUCCUAUCCAGGCCGUCUCCGUUCCUGCCUCCAUUUGAGUCCUUUAUGAUGUUGGGGAUGCUGCGGUCUCGGCCCCUUCUCAUCUUGGUACCUCCCCUCCAGCCUCCUCCCGGCGACCUUGUGCACUGCCCCUGAUCCGGCGACAGUCUCUCCACACGCCGUAGCCUAGCAAAGGCGCAUCUCUAGGUUACAGAUUUCACUGCUCCCAUCAGCUUGGAGACAAACAUGUGGCUCUUGAUAGCUCUACUUCUUGGGGUUCCAGCUGGGGGGCAAGUGGCAGACACCACACAGGCAGUGAUUACCUUGCAGCCUCCAUGGACCAGUGUGUUCCAAAAGGAAAAUAUAACCUUAUGGUGUGAGGGGCCCCGUCUGCCUGGGGACAACUCCACACAGUGGUUUCACAACAGCACAGCCAUUCAGACCUUGACGUCCAGAUACAGCAUCAUUUCUGCCAGCGUCAAUGACAGUGGUGAAUACAGGUGCCAGACAGGCCUCUCAGUGCCAAGUGACCCUGUGCAGCUGGAAAUCCACAGAGAUUGGCUACUACUCCAGGUCUCUAGCAGAGUCUUCACUGAGGGAGAAGCUCUGAACUUGAGGUGUCAUGGAUGGAAGAAUAAGCUGAUGUACAAUGUGAUUUUCUAUCAAAAUGGCCAAGCCUUUAAGUUUUUUCCUCGGAAUUCUGAACUUACCAUUCUGAAAACCAAUACAAGUCACAAUGGGAUCUAUCACUGCUCAGCCAUGGGAAGGCAUCGCUACACAUCAGCAGGAGUAUCUGUUACUGUGAAAGAGCUAUUCCCACCUCCAGUGCUGACAGCAUCCUUGGCACUCCCACUCCUCGAGGGGAAUCUGGUAACCCUGAGCUGUGAAACAAAGUUGCUCCCACAGAGGCCUGGUCUGCAGCUCUACUUCUCCUUCUACAUGGGCAGCAAGACCCUGAAGGCCAGGAACAUGUCCUCAGAAUACCAGAUACUCACUGCUAGGAGAGAAGAUUCCGGGUUAUACUGGUGUGAGGCAGCCACCGAAGAUGGAAAUGUCCUUAAGCGCAGCCCUGACUUGGAGCUUCAAGUGCUUGGCCUCCAAUCAUCCACUCCUGCCUGGUUUAACAUCGUUUUCUAUCUGAUAGUGGGAAUAAUAACUUUAGUGGACACUGUUCUCUGUAUGACAAUACAUAAAAAGCUGCAAAGAAAGAAAAAGUGGAAUUUAGCAAUCUCUUUGGAUUCUAAUCAUGGGAAGAAGGUAACUUCCUGCCUUCAAAAAGACAGACACUUAGAAGAAGAGCUAAAGUGUCAGGAACAAGAAGAAAAGCUUCAAGAAAGGACACACCAAAAAAAGCCAAAGAAGGAAGAGCGGCAGCAGCUUACCGUGUAGCCGUGGAUCUGCACAGUCCCCAGCCCCUUCCUCUCUGUGUGAGCAGCAGAGCACAACAGCUAAUGACACUAGAACUGUGGGUCUCAUGGCAUGUAGCUCAAAUAAAGCAAAAAAAAAAAAAAAAGGAGCUGACUUCAAUAGAAAUAAAUUUGGAAAUUUGGUAAUUAGA
This is a messenger RNA of Lemur catta (Ring-tailed lemur), 1831 nucleotides long. It is a transcript of the gene FCGR1A, whose product is annotated as Fc gamma receptor Ia. Gene Ontology annotation, biological process: cell surface receptor signaling pathway; regulation of immune response. Bases 520 to 1662 code for a protein of 380 amino acids. The record is from RefSeq and is a predicted model, not a curated record. NCBI's taxonomy places the organism in Eukaryota, Metazoa, Chordata, Mammalia, Primates, Lemuridae. Gene Ontology annotation, molecular function: transmembrane signaling receptor activity. The transcript is spliced from 7 exons.